Molecule: messenger RNA, 1167 nt
Organism: Rosa chinensis
Lineage: Eukaryota; Viridiplantae; Streptophyta; Magnoliopsida; Rosales; Rosaceae
Product: zinc finger protein 862
Exons: 2
Coding region: 71-946 (291 amino acids)
Source: RefSeq, a predicted model, not a curated record
CAAUGUUCUUACUGAAUACAAUCUUCAAGUUGAAAAUUUGCGUGGUCAAGGAUAUGAUGGUGCUAGCAACAUGCGUGGUGAGUGGAAUGGAUUGCAAGCACUAUUUUUGCAAAAGUGUCCAUAUGCAUAUUAUGUACAUUGUUUUGCUCAUCGCCUACAACUAGCUUUGAAUGCUGCAGCUAAAGAUGUGGGUGUUAUCUAUUUAUUCUUUCAAAUGCUGACUAGUAUCAUCAAUGUUGACUCAUCUGCUAAGCGUGUUUCUGAGUUAAAAUCUAUCCAAGAAGUUGAAGUUGUAGAACAAAUUGCUGCUGGGGAACUUGAGACUGGAAAGGGAGCUAAUCAAACAUGCAAUUUGCAAAGAGCUGGAGCUACUCGGUGGAGUUCAAGGUAUUAUUCUAUCAAGAACUUGAUGAAAUUGUAUAACUCAACUAGUUCAGUUUUGAAAAACAUGAUUGAUAAUGGACUCAAUGGAAAAAUACGUGGAGAGGCUUUGGGUGCUUCUAAAGCUCUAAGAUCAUUUGACUUUGUGUUUUGCUUAUUGUUGUUGGAGAAAACUAUGGGAAUCACAAAUGCUCUUUGUAAGUCAUUGCAAGAACAGUCUCAAGAGAUCAUAAAUGCUAUGAAUCUAGUUUAUAGUACGAAGGGUCGUCUUAAAAAGUUGAGAGAAAAUGGUUGGGUUGAUUUCUUUGCUAGUGUUGUAUCGUUUUGUGACGCACAUACAAUUGAGGCUCCAGAUUUUAGUGCUCGCCAUAUGGAAGCUACAACAGAGAGAGCAUUUUCAGCCAUGAAGCUCAUUAAGAACCGACUUCGAAGCAAGAUGAGUGAUGACUUUCUUGCAGAUUUAAUGACAGUGCAUAUUGAGAGAGAAAUUGUUGAUACUAUUGAUUCAAAUUCGGUUAUUGAUGAGUUUUAUGCUUUAGGCAACCGGAGAGCACAACUUAAGUAGUUGAAUUUAUAUUGACAUUGAAUAUUUAACUUUGAAUUGUUUCAAUUUUCUAUUGCUAGAUUUGGGUAACAAAAUGCAUUUUGUGGAUGAUAUUUUGACAGGUGUUAUGCAAUUGAGAUAUUCUAUCAAAACAAAGUAGACUCUACCAAAUUUUUUAGAAUAAUUUUUCUGUGGCAACAUAAGGUAAAUUUAGCCCACCUCAAAUUUAUUUCCUGGUUCCG